AUGAAAACUGAAGAGGAAUGUAGGAAAAGGGAGGAAAUUCAAUUUUUGAUUAUUAAGACAUCUUUUUUUCAUGCAAAAGUUGAAGAGCAACGUAGGAAAAGGGAGGAAAUUCAAUCUCUAAAAUAUGUGGAUGCGGAUGAUAAUAAUAAAUGGGAGAAAAUGAAGAAGAUUGAAGUUGUUAAAGAACCCAAUGAUGUUAAUAUAUGUUAUAUUCUGGGUGGAUCUACCUCCCUAAAGUAUAUGGAUGCAGAUGGUAAUAAUAAAAGGGAGAGAAUGAAGAAGAUUGAAGUUGUUAAGGAAUCUGAUGAGGAGAACGUACGUUGUUAUAGUCAUUGUGGAUCAUGUAGAAAUUGUUUAUCGUCUGCUGGAGGAUUACUAGCAGGGCCAAGUGGUAUUACUGAUGUAAGACCUCUAGUCAAUGGCCGGUCACUGGAGGAAAGAUCAAUCUUGUCAGGAAAAAAUUAUGAAGAAACUACAGAGAUUUUCAAGAAUCUCAUUCUCAGAUUGCCUUUUAUUUCCACAAGAGGUGGCAUACCAAAUAAAAAGAUGAUUGAAGGAUUCUUAUAUGGAUAUAAGACGGAACAACAGUUGAAGAUAUUUUGUAUUUGUCAUGGUUCUUUUCUAACCCCAACUGAAUUUGUCAUGUAUGCUGGUGGAUUUGACAUAGAAAACCCUUUAAAGCAUUUGGAUUUACAUUCUGUACCAUUGUAG
Messenger RNA from Capsicum annuum, 711 nucleotides. RefSeq names its product ninja-family protein AFP3-like. Gene Ontology annotation, cellular component: nucleus. The transcript is spliced from 2 exons. Gene Ontology annotation, biological process: signal transduction; negative regulation of DNA-templated transcription. The record is from RefSeq and is a predicted model, not a curated record. Lineage: Eukaryota; Viridiplantae; Streptophyta; Magnoliopsida; Solanales; Solanaceae. Bases 1 to 711 code for a protein of 236 amino acids.